UCUCACACACUAUAAAAACGGGCGACUAGUGGAGGAUUUGAUUAACAAACACUCCUCUGAGGGACUAAUUGGAUUAAAUAUAUGGUCUUUUUGCUAUCACAAACGAUGGAAAGCAAGUUUGUAAUAUGUUCGGCACUUUUUCUUGCCUGGCUUACUCUCGUAAACGGAUCCCCAGCAUCAGUGCAAGUGGGCGAGCUUACCAAAGCAAAAAAUGUGUCGUGGUCAUCAUACAAUUUCAAAACAAUCCUAUCAUGGGGACCUAAACCUGUCAAUUACACAUAUACAGUUGAAUUCUCAAGAGCUGGUAGGGACAAACAGAGAAACCCUCACUGCAUCAGGAGCACCGAGACCGAGUGCGACCUGACCAAUGAUUUGGACGUAAAGGGGGUUUAUACUGCUGAAGUGCUCUCAGAGUCCCUGCACGGGAUGACUUCUGACCAUGUGGAGCCUCCAUACACCAGAUCAAAGCAGUUCUGCCCUUAUAACGACACUUUGAUUGGAAGACCUGAGUUCAAGUUCACGACGAGUGAGGACAAAAAGAUUGUGCUGAUCAUACAGGACCCCAUCACAGCUCUGCACAAAGAUGGCAGAUCUCUGAACAUCCGAGACAUCUUCAAAAAAAAUCUCAAGUACAGGAUUGCGUACAACAAGGCUGGAAGCACGGGAAAAAAAACAAUGACUGUGGAUGAGAGCAGAGUAGAGUUCAGUAGGCUAGAUGAGGAUCAGAGUUACUGCUUCAGCGUGGCUGCAUAUAUCCCUUCCCGUAAAGGAGACAAAAUGUUCGGAGACUGGAGCCUCCCCAAGUGCUCGCCACAGGAGAACAAGACUCUGAUUGAGGAGUAUGGACUGGCUGUGAUUGGUGGAGGAGCGCUUAUUAUACUGGCUUUUGUAAUUGCUGUAAUCGUUCUGAUUGUGGUGUGCUGUAAACGAGCACAAAGACAAAAAACGUUGGCCAAGGAAACCUUAGUCUAGACUCUGACAUAGAAGAAUCAAUUUCUGCUGAUGGAGCUGAGAACGGGACGUACAGCUGGACUGUAACCUUUUUGCUGAGAGGGACCGGUGUGUGCGUAGCACACCUGCAGUGCAGCACUGGACUGGUUUCUAUGAAACAGUAACACUACACGAUAUGUUAAACAUAUCGGACCUUUGCUUUUAUUUUAUUUUUUAUGGAUAAAUAGAACAGUGUAUUUGUUUAUUAAAAGCCUUAUUUAUUAUUUUCUUUAUAAAUGCAUUUCAUUAGGUGCUGUGUGUGUAUAGAGUUUUAUAUCUAGAUUGAAAGUAUUUAAUGAGGAUAAACUAUAUAUAUAUUUUUAAAUGUAAAUGAUACUUCUUGGAACUUCAAAUAAAUUAUACUUGUCAUAA
Molecule: messenger RNA, 1362 nt
Organism: Megalobrama amblycephala (Wuchang bream)
Lineage: Eukaryota; Metazoa; Chordata; Actinopteri; Cypriniformes; Xenocyprididae
Gene: f3b
Product: coagulation factor IIIb
Exons: 6
Coding region: 82-972 (296 amino acids)
Biological process (GO): blood coagulation
Cellular component (GO): membrane
Molecular function (GO): protein binding
Source: RefSeq, a predicted model, not a curated record